GGUCGAAGCCACGGGGCAAAGAAUUCGGGAUUCAAACUAAAUCAGCAACGGCUCUACCUAACCUAACACCUCUGACUUCGUUUUCUUCUCUCAUUGCUACGGAGUAUAAUCACAACGGGGCAAUAACGAUCUCGCAAACGAGACAGAGAUGGUCAAAAUUGCCAUUGUCGGCGGCUCCGGCAACGUCGGCCAGGAGAUCAUUGACGCGCUUGUUGCGAGGAAUAAGCAUGAAAUCAUCCUUCUCUCUCGGAAGGAUGCUCCCCCUGAGUACGCGGCCCCUGGAGUGACAUGGGUGAAGACAAGCUACGAAGACCCAGAGCAGCUGGUCAAGAUCCUUCGAGGAGUCGACACCGUGCUCUCGUUCGUUACGGUGGCCACGGAUCCCGGAAACUUGACGCAGAGGAACUUGAUCGACGCGGCCGUCCGGGCUGGCGUGAGACGCUUUGCACCGAGUGAAUGGGCGGCGUCGGACUCUGAGGAGAGCAUGCCUUGGUACCAGGGGAAGCUCGAGAUUCGCAAGUACCUCCGGGAACUCAACAAACAAGGGAAGAUUCUGGAGUACUCGCUCUUCCAGCCGGGCCUGUUUAUGAACUACUUCACGUACCCUUACCCGUCGACCAAACAUGUCCAGAUGAUGCCGACUCCCAUCGACUAUCACAAUUGCCGGGCCCUGAUGGUAGAGGGUAGUGAUGAUGCUCGCGUCAGUCUCAUUACCGCCCAAGACCUCGCAACCUUUGUGGUCAGGGCUGUCGAGUAUGAAGGGGAGUGGCCGCGUGUCGGCGGCAUCAGGGCAAGUGAGCUGAUGAUUAGGCAAAUUGUCCAAGUCGGUGAGAGAGUUCGCGGCCGUCCCUUCACCGUAGAGAGUCUGAAGGUAGAUGACCUCAAGGCAGGGGUGGUCAAGUCCUCGUGGUUGCCCAAGCCCACCCAUCCGUCGCUGACGCCUGAGGAGGCCGACACCCAGGCGGAGGCCAUGACAGCGGGCAUUCUCUUGGGCCUCGCGGCCGAGGCGCUCAAAGUCUCGGAUGAGUGGAACAAGCUGCUGCCCGAUUUCGUGUUCACAAAGGCCGAGGACUUUCUGACAGAGGCAUGGCGAGGCAAGCCAUAGAUGGGAGGAACCUGAUGGCACCCUAUCAACUGUCGACAAUAAAUCAAUCUCCCAAACCCUUACGUUUGUCCCACAACAUGGGUCUCGGGAAAACCCUUGCUUCCGUUGAACGUAUCGGUCUUUGGAUUUGGCGCAGUAUUGAUUGCUCUCCUAAGUCCAAUGUC
Parathielavia appendiculata is the source of this 1269-nucleotide messenger RNA. Its product is annotated as NAD(P)-binding protein. The transcript has 6 exons. Lineage: Eukaryota; Fungi; Ascomycota; Sordariomycetes; Sordariales; Chaetomiaceae. The record is from RefSeq and is a predicted model, not a curated record. Bases 149 to 1105 code for a protein of 318 amino acids.